Messenger RNA from Aspergillus clavatus NRRL 1, 2382 nucleotides. RefSeq lists its product as uncharacterized. Lineage: Eukaryota; Fungi; Ascomycota; Eurotiomycetes; Eurotiales; Aspergillaceae. The transcript has 3 exons. The record is from RefSeq and is a predicted model, not a curated record. The coding region runs from base 1 to 2382 and encodes 793 amino acids.
AUGCAGCCUCAGCCAACAUCACCGGCAGACUGGCAGGCCUAUGCCAAUUCAGAGGCCGUCUCAAAGAUUCCUUUGAAGGCAGAUCUCCUUGAUGAAGGUGGAAAAAAAUAUCACCGUGAUGUCUACAUCGAUGUCACGAACUUGUUCAAUGGGUCCAACGGGAGGGACGUGGGUGCCAUCGCAGACGUGAUUGCCUUCACCAGCUCAGACGUUGUAUUCAAAAUUCCCAAGAAUGGAAUUUGCCGUCUAUACGCGCGAGUCCUGACGGCCUCAUCGCCCGUCCAUUUGCGAUUCGAACCGGAAGCGCAAAGCGACUGCGUCGUCACCAUCUUUGCCUCUGUCCUCGACCAGCCAGUGACCUACUCUGUCGGCUCUGGGAGCUCGACACGGUUGAACCUGGGCGCUGAGUCUGGUAAUGUCGGGGUCGACCUUGGUAUCAGCGGUGGAAGUGUCACCGAGACCGACUACUACACUAGAUACAACACCUUGAAGCUAUUCCCGGCUGUGUUCCUGAAUAGCCUAGAGACCCAACUCCGCGUCGCUUCCGUCCUCUUCUGGAAACUGCCAUCUGUGGCCACGUCCCUUGCCUCCCAUGUGGCACUUGCUACUGUCCGCUCUUCUACGGAUAACUGGCUGAACGCUCAGGCAGUGGCACUUGGCCAGCAGCUCGCUGCGCAGGCCUUGACGGGGCCCAACACGAGUUACAUGCCGGUCUUGAAGAUCGACAAGUACAUGAGCACAGUGACGCUCGCCAUCGACGCCGCAUCUGCGUUUCAAGACCAGUAUGACCGGUUUCAGGACAGGCAGGCGUCACUCCAAGACCGCUUAGCGGCCUGGGGAACGAUGUUAGAGCACGCAAAGAACGCACGCGGGAUGCACCAGGUCCUGAGAGACAGUGCGCUAUCGCGAUAUGACGAUGCGCACAAGGUCGUGGUAAGCACCAAGCAGCAGCUUGACCUCGACCAACUAGACAUCAAUAACGCCCAGCUGCGGUUCAAGGCGGGGAUUGAGGCUUGGAAGUCCAAAAUGGCCUUUCAGGCUGCGUUCCAAAUCAUCACCGCCGUUGUGGGGUUUGCGCUCGCCAUCGGGAUGAUCUGCGUAGGCGAUCCUUCGGCAGGCCCUACAGCAGCAAAGGCCGCUGACGAGGCCGUGGGGGCAGUCCAGGAAGCUGAGAAGCUGGCAUCGGAUGGGGGCGAGUUGGUGAAGUCGCUGACUCUGUCCAAUCUCAAAAAAUGCGCAAUGGCGCUAUACAAGCUCUACCCUAUGAUCGACAAAGCUGUGCAGGACAUCAAAGUGCUGGACCGGGAUCCGAAGGCAAAGAUCCCGGGAUACGACGACGUGACGGGAAACGGCGCGGGCGAUGGCGAUGCACAAGCAAUCCAGUCCCUGGCUGCAUGGGACAAGUGGGUUAUCGAGUCCGACGACCAGCUGAAAUUUGCGGUUGAUCACGACAUCGACGGUGCGAUUGAGUACCGGCAGGCGCUUCGUAAGCACGCAGUGAAUGGGAAGCAGCUCGCCCAGACUCAGGCGGAAGCGAUCAAGGCUGGUCAGGCUUUCAUCCAGGCGCAGCUAGAGCUCAACCUGAGCCAGAAAGACAUCGAUGAUCUUCAAGACCUCAAGAAGACAUUCCAGGGUGAAGAGAAGGCAGCAGAGGAGGCCGCUGUCAAGUUCUACGACCGAAUGAUGGCAUUGAGAACCAGCGUCGCCAUCGAGAUGCGCAAUCUCGUUUGGGCCUUUAAAUACUACGCCUUGGAGGACAGUGCCAUCACAAUCGAUCCUCUGAAGCGAAUCGAGGAAUAUAAGGCCGAUCUACUGACCGUCGCGGAGGAGAUGCAAACAUCCGAUUCAAGAUAUACCAAUGACUACCAGCCAUUCUCAUUCCCAAUUCCUUCCAGCAAGCUCCCUCUCGACUACGGCCAGGCAAUCAUUAGCUCUCUCAAAGACAGCUCCCACAGUGGCAGCUUUACACUCACCCCCGGCUUGGAUGAUGCCCUCGCUGGGCCCUUUAACGAAGGAUCCCACUUCCGUCUCGAUGGCUUGGAAGUAGCUCUUCUGGGAAUCGUUCCUAAACCUUCCGCCCUCCAGAACGGACUCGCUGAGGUGGAAGUCAAGAUCUCCACUUCCGGGCUGUACGCUGACAUUCAGGGUGAAAAAGUCUUCCACUUUGCCAGUCAGCCGUCGCACAAGAUCUUCAAGUAUACCAUUACGGAAACAGGGGAGAUGGCCGGGGUGUUGGUGCAUGCAAUCUACCCGUCUACGGAUCAUACUGAACCGACACCGUUCACGGAGUGGACGAUUACCAUUGCGCACCCUGAGACACUGGACUUGACGGGACUAACAGGCUUGAAAUUGACUUUUACGGGUAGAGCGGACUUUGAGUAG